AUGACGAUUUUAUAAAAGGAAACAUCGAAAUUAGAUUAAAAAAUGCCUUUUUUGAUUAAAAUACAUUCAAAUUUGACACCGAAUUUUAUUUGGAAGAUUUUUAGUAAUAAAUAAACAAUAUAGAUCUCUUUGAGUAUUAAAAUUUUUACGCAGAAAUUCUUUUAAAGUUAUUUAAAUUUUCUAAAAAGAAGGAAAAAAUAAAAUUAAAUAAAGAAAAUUUCUAAAAAUGUAAUAUUUAAUUAAGAAGAGAUUAUUUUUUAGAAAAAAACCAAAAAAUCUUAGAAUUUAUAUUAGAUAAAAUUAUAAAUGAAAAAAGUGAUUUUUAUCUAAUUUUUUUGA
Molecule: messenger RNA, 339 nt
Organism: Ichthyophthirius multifiliis
Lineage: Eukaryota; Ciliophora; Oligohymenophorea; Hymenostomatida
Exons: 1
Source: RefSeq, a predicted model, not a curated record